AUGGGCUCUGUGUCCGAUCUGCCGGCGCUGAAGACCAGCCCCAAGUACAUCUUCUUCACAGAUUUCGACGGCACAAUCACUCUGCAAGACAGCAAUGACUUCAUGACCGACAACAUCGGCUUCGGUGCCGCCCUUCGCAAGAAGGGGAAUGAGGACGUGCUCUUUGGCCGCCGUGACUUCAGGGACAGUUUCCAGGACAUGAUGGACAGUAUAAGCACGCCGUACAACCAGUGUAUCGACCUGCUCCUGAAGAACAUCCAGCUGGACCCCGGAUUCAAGGAGUUCCAUGCGUACGCGAGGGCAAACAACAUUCCCAUUGUGGUGCUGAGCGGCGGGAUGACGCCUGUCAUCAGAGGUCUGCUUGGACACCUCCUGGGGGAGGAGGCCGCCGGCGAGCUGCAGAUUGUGAGCAAUGACGUGAGGGCCAGGCCGGGCAAGGACAUCAACGACGAGAGAGGGUGGGAGAUUGUUUUCCACGAUGACAGCGGCUUCGGACACGACAAGUCCCUGGAGAUCCGGAAGUACUCUAGCUUGCCUCAGGGCGAGCGGCCGUACCUGUUCUACGCUGGUGAUGGCGUGUCCGAUCUAUCUGCUGCCAAGGAGACGGAUUUGAUGUUCGUGAAAGAGGGCCGUGACCUCGUAGUGUAUUGCGAGAAGGAGAACGUCCCUCACACCACCUUCGCAAGCUUCUCUGAUAUUCUUUCAGAUGUCAAGGACGUCGUCUCUGGAAAAGUGAGCGUCAAGGACACUGCGACUGCGGGCGGUCGGGUUUGA
Molecule: messenger RNA, 774 nt
Organism: Diaporthe citri
Lineage: Eukaryota; Fungi; Ascomycota; Sordariomycetes; Diaporthales; Diaporthaceae
Exons: 2
Coding region: 1-774 (257 amino acids)
Molecular function (GO): phosphatase activity
Source: RefSeq, a predicted model, not a curated record